Messenger RNA from Mangifera indica (mango), 1292 nucleotides. Its product is annotated as RPM1-interacting protein 4-like. The transcript has 4 exons. NCBI's taxonomy places the organism in Eukaryota, Viridiplantae, Streptophyta, Magnoliopsida, Sapindales, Anacardiaceae. Bases 230 to 1021 code for a protein of 263 amino acids. The record is from RefSeq and is a predicted model, not a curated record.
UGUUAACUCUCUCUCUCUCUCCCUCUCUCCCUUUAAAUUUCGGUAUUAUUCAAAGCGAGGGUACUUUCUCUCUCUUGUUAUACAGCCGCAGGAUUUUGAAGAGGAGCUGAAUCUGUUUUUGAGGCGGCCUGGUGGGCUUGUUCGGUUGAUCACCAAACUUUUCAUUUCUCCUUAUUUUUUGUAUCGGGGUGUUUUGUCAUUCCUAGUUUGGUGGAGCCUGUAGAGAGAAAUGGCAAAUCGUUCACAUGUACCGCAGUUUGGAAAUUGGGAGAGUGAGGAAAAUGUUCCUUACACAAUGUAUUUUGACAAGGCCCGGAAGGGUAGAACUGGGGGGAAGAUGAUCAAUCCGAAUGAUCCUCAAGAAAACCCAGACAUACUUUCUAGUUUCGAAGCUCCAGACCAGGCUCCUCCCAAAAUCACAGCCGAACCUGAGAAACAAAAGGGACAGGGAACAGUUAGAACCGAGCAACGGAGGAGCAGAGAAGAUAGUGAAUAUAAACCAUACAGGGACUCUCCUGCACGUCAUGAUGAUAUGAGUCACAAAUCUGCUGCUGAAUCGAAUUAUCAACUUCAAGGAGGGCGUGCAGUAAGUUCUGGUGAAACUAACAAAAGGCCUGUGAGAAAUAGUGCAGAGUCGGAGAACAGCUUCGACCGAUCACCACUGCAUAACCAGGCAAGGAACACGGGGAGAGGUACUGCAGAUCCAUCCUCUCCUGCAUGGGAAGGGAAAAAUCUGUAUAAAAAUAGCCAUGGUACACCUGGACGAUCCAGAAUGAGGCCAGCUGCUAGAGGCGACGAAAGUCCUGUUGCAGGUGCUGCAGUUCCGAAAUUUGGCGAUUGGAAUGAGAACGACCCGGCAUCAGCUGAUGGCUAUACUCACAUCUUUAACAGGGUGCGAGAGGAGAGGAAUAAUGGGCCGAGAGCUCCGGGCAUGGCAAGUCCCUCUCCAUACAACAAUGUUCACAGGCGAACUUCCAGUGACAGUGUCAAGAGCUGUUGCUUUCCUUGGGGCAAGAAAUGAAGUUAUUCAAAUGAAUUGGCGGGGAUAAUGAUGAUGAGAUUGAUGAGAACGAGACUCACUGCAAAGAGAGUAAAAAGAAAUGCCUUCUCUGUAAUGGUAAUGGUGUGAUUUAUGUCAUAAUAAACAUAGGCUUUUGAUGAGAAAUGUCUUCCUGUUGUUCUGUCCAUCUCGAUUAUCUUUUCCAUUUGUAAGUGUAGUUUGGUGGAGAGUAAGCAUAUGUAGAUUCUUUAAUUUUAUUUGAAUUUUUAAUGUACUGUGCUUUUUUUUUUUU